AUGGCGAGACAAAAUUUACAGGACUGGGAACCGGUUGUGCUACGCAAGAAAGCCCCAAAUGCCGCCGCUAGGAAGGAUGAGAAAGCGGUUAACGCUGCUCGUCGAUCAGGCGCCCAAAUAGAAAUUGUCAAGAAAUCUAAUGCAGGCACAAAUAAUGCUGCUUCUGGAAAUUUUUUGUUGAAUACACAAAAACUUUACGAUGAAACAGAGAUUUUUACUCAUGAUAAAGUUCCUUCAGAACUAAAGAGAGUCAUCAUGCAAGGUCGGAUGGAUAAGAAGCUCACUCAGUCUCAACUCGCGCAGUUGAUAAACGAAAAACCUCAAGUGGUUAAAGAAUAUGAAUCUGGAAAAGCCAUUCCUAAUCAGCAGAUUAUCAUAAAGCUGGAGAGAGCUCUCGGCAUUAAACUGCAAGGAAAAAAGUAG
Molecule: messenger RNA, 423 nt
Organism: Impatiens glandulifera
Lineage: Eukaryota; Viridiplantae; Streptophyta; Magnoliopsida; Ericales; Balsaminaceae
Product: multiprotein-bridging factor 1b-like
Exons: 4
Coding region: 1-423 (140 amino acids)
Cellular component (GO): nucleus
Molecular function (GO): DNA binding
Source: RefSeq, a predicted model, not a curated record